ACCUCCAACAGUUUAAAGCAAAAGAUAAUAUCUUUACUCAGUACUCCAAGUAGAAGGAAAAGGCAAAUGACAUGUGAGAGAUGAUGAGCUUUAACCUAUUUGGAAAUUGACAAGUGACAAAGAAGACUAAAUUAAGGCACCAAGAUCCAGGAAUUAAAGUAAGCAUCUUUGUAUGAAGGAGUGGCGAGGAGGAAGAAGGCCAGAGGCAGAGAUCAAUGGGUUUUACUAUGGGAUUAAACUUCCUUCUUCUCUUAGCUAUGGUGGCUACCAAUAUAAUCUCCCUUUAUCACCUCUCUACCACCGUUCAAUCUCCCAAACCUCUUCCGAAUGUCCCUAUUCCUAUCCCCGAACACCUCAUUCGUCAGCUUGACCACAUACGCGCCGCCAUCAAUCACCUCACGCGCCGCAGUCCAUCCACUUCCUCCUCCGGCAAGCCCGUCGUGCCUCAAGAUCUAAUCCUUCACUCCCAAAUCGGUCCCAUUGCUUCUUCCUGCCGCCACCACCCUGACCUUCUCCAUAGGUACAUGAAUUAUACUCCUUUCUCGAUCUGCCCUUUUGAUCCCGACCUCCAAGAAACGCUUAUUCUCAACGGCUGCCACCCACUCCCACGGCGGCGUUGCUUCUCGAAAACCCCAUCAAAACCCACUUCUUCUCUUCCUCUUAACCCUUUCCCGACCGCCCUCCCCGACUCCUCCGUAAUCUGGAACAGAUACUCGUGUAAAUCGUUCGCUUGUCUUUUACAAAACAACCCCAUAGGCUUUGAUCUCAAUACCCAACGCUCAUCCCUGCUGAAAUACGCUUCCGAGCUCGACCUUCCGGUUAACCGCUUCAUGCAAUUGGCUAAGUCGGCUAACUCUGUGAUCCGUCUCGGCAUCGACAUAGGCGGCGGAACUGGGACAUUCGCUGCUUUGAUGAAAAUCUUCUACAAUGUUACGAUGCUGACCACCACCAUGAACGUCAAUGCACCUUACAAUGAAGCAGUGGCAGCAAGAGGGUUGCUGCCUUUACACGUGCCUUUGCAGCAGAGGCUGCCGGUUUUCGACGGGACGAUGGAUCUGGUCCGGUGCGGGAGGGCGGUGAACCGGUGGAUACCUUCAACGGUGAUGGAAUUUAUGUUCUAUGAUGUGGAUAGAGUGUUGAGAGGAGGAGGCUAUUUGUGGGUGGACCGGUUCUUUAGUAAAGCAGUGGAUUUGGAGAAAGUUUAUGAGCCAAUGAUUGGGAAACUUGGGUACAAGAGAGUGAAGUGGGCAGUGGCUAAUAAGACUGAUCCAAGUGGUUUGAAGAAUGGGGAAGUUUACUUGACUGCUGUGUUGCAGAAGCCUGUUUCAAGGUGAUGAUUUGGGUUCAAAGCUUGAGGAUUCUUUGAAUUUUUGAGAUAUUAAUGUCAGAUCACCGUUGCUUGGUUGCAAGGAAACAUGCCACAACUGCACUAAGAAAAGCUGGAAGAAAAGCCUCUGAUCAAGUGACAAAAGCAACGUAUUUGUUUACUUCUGCUGAUGUGGAUUAGGUUUUUUUAAGGAGCAUCUUCAUGUUUAAAAGAUCGUAGAUGUCCAAUACAUACAUACAUAUGUCGUCUCUUAAUUUAUAUUGACGUGGUCGAAGUAGAUGGCCCGAUUUCAUUUUUCAA
This is a messenger RNA of Hibiscus syriacus, 1627 nucleotides long. RefSeq lists its product as uncharacterized. The record is from RefSeq and is a predicted model, not a curated record. NCBI's taxonomy places the organism in Eukaryota, Viridiplantae, Streptophyta, Magnoliopsida, Malvales, Malvaceae. The coding region runs from base 216 to 1334 and encodes 372 amino acids. The transcript has 2 exons.